This is a messenger RNA of Daphnia carinata, 696 nucleotides long. It is a transcript of the gene mRpL50, whose product is annotated as large ribosomal subunit protein mL50-like. Bases 86 to 634 code for a protein of 182 amino acids. The transcript is spliced from 3 exons. NCBI's taxonomy places the organism in Eukaryota, Metazoa, Arthropoda, Branchiopoda, Diplostraca, Daphniidae. Gene Ontology annotation, cellular component: mitochondrion; mitochondrial large ribosomal subunit. The record is from RefSeq and is a predicted model, not a curated record.
AUGAAAAAUUUGAAACUUCAUUUUUCUUCGAGUGUGUGAAUUGAAUCGUGACAAAACGCCGGUUGAACGUGAAACCAGGUCUCUUAUGUCAUCAAUAGAUGGCUUUUGUUAUUCUAACAACAGCAUGGCUACUCGAUUUUAUCAAGCAAGACGCUUUGCGUCAACAAUUGAAUCCGUAGCAAAAUCUUUAAGAGAUAAAAGCUAUCUUCGUCCACACAAACCUUAUACUCCUCCCGCUGAUGUCGAGCAAAAGCUCAAUACCAUUUUUGAAAGCCAAUUGGGAUCAAAUUCAGCACAGAUAAGUAAUGGUCGCAGUAAGUUUAAAGUUCUUAGUGCCUGCUUCAAGGAAUUCAACCACGGAAUCCCUAACUCCAGAUUACAUGAAAUUACAACCACAGAUGACAUUAGAAGCUUUUACCUGCAAGAAGUAGAUAUAAGAGUUCCUUUGGAAAAAUUCAAAUCAAUUGAUCUCCCACCGAAUGUCUCAAUCCAGUAUGAAUACCAUCGUUUUCAUCCAGAGACAGACACCAUGUUUGGUGGUGUCAGUGCUUUCCCAAGAAGGUCCACUAUAGUCACUGGAUUGUCUUACAAGAAGAAAUAUGCAGGCUACACAUCAAAACCAUUAUGGCAUUAAGUCAUUACUUGUAUUCAUAUUGAACAUAGUGAUAGAAAAACAAUAAAUGAAGAAAAAAAUUA